Molecule: messenger RNA, 3668 nt
Organism: Cyclopterus lumpus (lumpfish)
Lineage: Eukaryota; Metazoa; Chordata; Actinopteri; Perciformes; Cyclopteridae
Product: polypeptide N-acetylgalactosaminyltransferase 5
Exons: 10
Coding region: 553-2922 (789 amino acids)
Cellular component (GO): Golgi apparatus
Source: RefSeq, a predicted model, not a curated record
UCCUGCCAAUCUGUCCAAUCACAGUUUACUGACAGAGUGGAAGUUGGUCGUUACGUCCUCAUACAAAAAAAACACCAAAAAAACGGUGUCAGUCAAAGUUGUGGCGUGGAGGUUCAGCGACGAAGCCGACAACUUCAGCAAAGUUUCUGUGAGUGACGAAGACUUCUUUUUCUUUCUUCUUUUUUUUUUUUACUUAAAAAAAAAACCUUACCCGCUCACGGUUCCGCUGCGGUUGGAGGUGACCCGAGCGCGACGGUGUGGGUGAAACCCAGAACGCUGUACCUUUGUGUUGGGCUCGGUUAUGCGUGUCAGGCGCUGCGGUAUUCGCGACUGACAACACCGACUCCAGCUGCUACUCCGUGUGGUAUUUCUAGCAUGCCACGCAGGCAGAUAACAGCUCCAAAGAAAAGGAAACUUUGCCUGCAGCUUAGAAGUGAACCACACAGUAUGAUACUUUGACAUUUUACUUCUGUAUUUUCACGUGUAAGUCCUUUUUUAAUUUUUUUUAUAUAUAUAUAUAUAUAUAUAUAUAUAUAUAUAUACAUACCGACAAUGAUGAAGAUUAGGAGAUACUUAAGGGGAAGUGGGAGGGUUCUCGCGUUCGUGUUUAUCGCCUCUGUCAUUUGGCUGCUGCUGGACAUGGCAGCACUUCGCAUUUCAAUGGACGAUGUGAACAGUCAGCUGCUGAAGGAGCGAGUUAUAAGAGACCGGGAGAUUUCAAAACAGCAGCGGGGGACACAGUUGGUGAAACAGGGGUUUAAGAACCCGGUUCAGAGGGUGGACCUCGCUGUUACACGUGCUGGGAAAGCACCACUCAGUUCAAGCAUCAAACUGGCUCAUGUCUACAGACAUGGAGGGCAGAGACAGAGUCACCAAGGAGAUCAUCUUCCCAAGGCUGACCAACCCAAGCAUGUUGCUUUUGAACAUAAAGAAGGACACCGCAAUGUCACACCGAAGCAGGAUGUUCCUGCAAGGAAGAAAGCAGUCGACUUGGAUCUGAAUGGGAUGAAAACAGAGAUGAGUAGAGGGACGUUACCUGUGGUAGUGCCUAAUAUAUCCCAAGUGCCGCCUGGUGUUCAGGAAAACAAACAUGGAAAGAAGGGACCCGUUAAUUCUGAACCUAAGGCCGAGACUGGAACAGAGGUGAGUUUGCAGGCACACCCUGUUAAGACAACAACUAAAUUGCCAAAGAAGGAUGUAAAAGGAAAGGUGGUAGACCAUAAAACAGAGGAGAAACACGUUAAGACGAUCGCCAAGAGUGACCUGAAGGCAGCGAAGGAAACCCUGAUACCUACAAUUAAGCUCCGAGCAGGAGAGGACUCCAAGGAUAAACAUGUCACUGCGGUCAGAAAACCAAGUGUCCACAAAGUGCUUUCCCUGGAUAUGACUAUAGUUCCCAGAGACGCCAACGCAAUGGGCCAGUUCGGUCAGGCAGCCCUUGUCGCCAGUAAUGAAGACUUAGAGGUGAGGAAGAGAUGGAACGAAGGGCACUUCAAUGUCUUCCUGAGCGACAAGAUUCCAGUGGACCGUGCCGUCCCAGACACCAGGCCUGAGAUGUGUCCACAGCAUCUGGUCCACGAUAACUUGCCGUCCACCAGUGUGAUUUUCUGUUUCGUGGAUGAAGUUUGGUCCACGCUCCUCCGCUCUGUGCACAGUGUGCUCAACAGAUCUCCACCACACCUCCUCACAGAGAUCAUUCUGGUGGAUGAUUUCAGCACCAAAGACUAUCUGAAAGAGAAGCUAGAUACAUACAUGUUCCAGUUUCCCAAAGUGCGAAUCAUUCGCCUAAAGGAGCGGCAAGGCCUCAUCAGGGCCAGGCUGGCUGGAGCGGCUGUAGCCAAAGGUGAGGUUCUUACCUUCCUCGACUCCCACAUUGAAUGUAACGUGGGCUGGCUGGAGCCGCUGCUGGAGAGAGUCUAUCUGGACCGCAAGAAGGUGCCUUGUCCGGUUAUUGAAGUCAUCAGUGAUAAGGACAUGAGUUAUUUGCUGGUUGACAACUUCCAAAGAGGUGUUUUCAAAUGGCCUUUGGUUUUUGGCUGGAGUGCAUUACCAGAUGAGUAUAUUAGGAAGAAUAACAUGACCGUCUCCGAUCCCAUCAGAUGUCCAGUUAUGGCUGGAGGCCUUUUCUCCAUCGACAAAAAAUACUUCUAUGAGCUUGGUGCUUAUGAUCCAGGCCUGGAUGUGUGGGGUGGGGAGAACAUGGAGAUUUCAUUUAAGAUCUGGAUGUGUGGAGGGGAAAUCGAGAUUAUCCCCUGCUCUCGAGUGGGACACAUCUUCCGAGGACAGAAUCCUUACAAGUUCCCCAAAGACAGGCAGAAAACAGUGGAGCGUAACCUGGCGAGGGUGGCAGAGGUCUGGCUGGAUGAGUACAAGGACCUUUUCUACGGCCAUGGCUACCACCACCUGCGAGAUAAAAAGUCCAUUAACAUCGGCAACCUCACCGAGCAGAUUGAGCUGAGGAAGAAGCUCAAAUGCAAGAGCUUUCAGUGGUACCUGGAUAACGUGUAUCCAGAUAUGAAGCCUCCCUUAGUCCAAGCUGAGGGCCUGGUCUUUAACCGCGGCUUAAGAAAAUGCCUCACUCUGCAGAAAGGCUCUCUGUCGUUUGACACGUGUGACCUCAGCAGGCAGAGUCAGCACUUUAAUUACACCUGGAUGAGACAUCUUCGCCAGGAAGAUCUAUGUGUCGCACCCCACGGCAAUGGCAGCGGCUUUGCUUUACAAUUAUGUGACAACGCCAAGCCUGAACAUCGCUGGUUCCACAAAUCAUCCGACUCCGCUCUGGAGGAGCACCUCCAGGCAGAGUUUAUGUCCAACCGCAUGUGCCUGGAGGCGGGGCCUCAAGAUGACACUCUUCACCUGAAUCCAUGUGAAACCAGAAACGCCUUCCAAAAGUGGCAAUUCACAAAAUACCACACUCAGUGAUGAGGCUGAUAUGUGUCAAGCAUCCACUACGGAGAUCAAGAGAGAGGCCUCACACGACAGCCCAGCCUGUGGUCCAAACCCAACACACGGCUGUCGAGAGGCGGUGUGAAGCGCUUUAGUGGCAGUAACAUGUGUGGGGAUGUGCAAUGUUUCUAAUUUCUUUUUGAUUAUGGACUGACCUUGAGUUUUGAACACUUGUACCAGAGGAAAGAGAGCAUCUUCUCUCCGUUCAGGAAGAUGUGGACCAGAGUUUGCUGAAAGGAUUCGGAUGACUGUCUGUGGAAGAAUACUCCAUUUUGAGCGCAACAUAUCAUCUCACUGCCAAAGAUAAAACAGUGACUCUUAUAUUUGAGAUGAAUAAAGUGAUUUUCUUUUUGUGUUUGCUCUGCUGGGAUUGAAUAAUGAGUUUACUUGGCUGUUGUGUAGAAUGUAUUAGUAUUAAACGUAUCACUUAUUUCCUGUGAGACAUCUUCUUUUGUAGAUGUCAUUUUUUUUUAUGUUUGAUGAUGGUUGAAACAGCUGCUUCUAUGAUUUUAAGCAUUAUUUAGGUGUAGGUGUUUCUUUUUUUGUCUUUUCUUUUUUUACUGUCCCUUUUUGUAUGAAUUUCUUCUUGUCACUAGAGGGAAGUGUUGUUCCAAACAUGCAAUAAACCUGUGCUGUGAGUUCAUAAUUUUUUGACUCCUUUACCACAUACUGAUAGAAUGGAUUUGAUUAAGAAACUACAAAUAAAAUGAUGGCAAUAAGGA